Molecule: messenger RNA, 3745 nt
Organism: Boeremia exigua
Lineage: Eukaryota; Fungi; Ascomycota; Dothideomycetes; Pleosporales; Didymellaceae
Exons: 3
Coding region: 112-3510 (1132 amino acids)
Source: RefSeq, a predicted model, not a curated record
GCAACCCCGGAGACCCUCGAGCUGCAUAGGACUCUACGUGUUCGAACGCUGUGAAAUACACUUAUCGCUGUUCAUACACUACCAUUACCUCGAUCGUCCUCACACCUCAUAAUGGCGUGGUGGCGUCGCGACCCUUCACUCUGGGCACGAUCGCCAGCCCAUCGCUACGCCCAACGUAUUCUUCGAGACCAUGAAGCUAUAUUACGUACACGAUGCUUCUCACGCACGCCGUCGAACACUGCACAACACCAAGAUCCCGAUAAUGCAAGACGCCCUGAAGGCAUGACAGAUCAGGAGUGGACACAGCUGCAACGCUACCGGAAGUGGAAGAGGCUGCUGCAGGAACACCCAUACAAAGGCUUGUUUGGGGCCAGUGAGGACAUGUUGAAAGGUAAAGGGCUUACCGACUGGGAAUGGGUGUACAAGACGUUUCCCAAAUGGAUGCUGCAGGACAUGGAUCCUCAGCAAUCAGUUGAUCAAGACAAGAGUAAUAGUAGCGGUCGAAAAUAUGGAGACAGAUCAGGAACGCAGCCUCGGGCAGAAGAGCGGCUAUCUGGCGAGCGACAGUCUGCUUUCGCACCACCAGCUAUCAGAACGACACACUACGAACUUGAUGAGUUUGGUGUUGUAUCACCAUCCGAUCUGCGCCGUCCACGGGAUGGCCCGUAUGUGAAGGUAGUGGGAAAGAAUGAAAAGCGAGAUCUACCCACACCGGACAUCAAGAAAAGCAAGACGGACUCCGUAGCUCCUGAAAAAAUAGUACUCCAACCAGGUCUGAGACAGAUAAAUGCCGCCGGGACACAGGUGCCAGAGGUAACCAAAGACGUAGCCAAAGAAGCCUCCAGCCGAGAAUCAACAUUCAUCGACACGUUCUUCGCCGACGAGCCGAAAGUAUAUGAUCGUGAUCUUGGUAACAGCAAGUCUUGGAGGCAGACAGCGCUGGAGAGGCGACAAGCGCCAGACGUUGUCGCCAAGUCAAAGGCAGGAUCAUUGCCGACUGCGAAGCCCAAGGAAUCAGCAACAGGAGUAACGUCGCCUCCAGUUCGAAACACCAUCACAAUUCCCUCUUCGCAGGCACUGGUCGAUAACUAUCCUUACCCGAAGCCAUCAUCUACGCAGAGCAGCAAUGCUGUGCAGACAAAGCUUGAGCCGACUAGCAGAGUAGUAGAUUGGUCGGUAUCACGACCAUCAGAGAUCACGAAGAAUGCUAGUACCCCAAACGUAGACUCGACCUUUGCACAAACCACGUUAGACAAGCUUCGAAAUCUUCCCGAGGACGAUAUCGACUUCCUGAGUGCUGAUGAGAUCCGAGCAGCUAUGGGUCGCAGGAACAGUGGCCUGAGGACGAGCGAGAAGAGAGACGACCGACAGAAACUCGAGACCAGCUACAUCACUGCUGAGCCAAAGGCACUUGACGAUGUAGUCGAAGGUCACGUUUUGAACAAUUAUCACGUGCGUCGAUUUAAGCAAGAAUUUGAGCGAGCACAGACCGUAGCGGAGGCACCUGUUCAAAUGGAGUCCAGCAUCGAUCGCAUGAGAAGGUGGAUCGAGGAUGGAGGUACUUCUCUCGCCAAGCACUUUUGGCAGGACCCUAUUGAAGCAGGGGCUCCGUCAGAAGCAGAUUUGCAGUUUGCCAAGCAAAUGUCUGGUCUUGGUAAGGGUCGCCGUGCGAGAGAGCACAUUUCAGAAGAUCUGGAAACCGACCUUCCCAUGUGCAAGGGCCUUCUGGAUCGUCUCAAGGAUGACGAAAACAGAGUCGAACAUACAGUUCUCCUUCUGAAAUCCCCUAGGAGAACAGUGCAUGGUACUGAGAUCUCUAAGAAUCUUCGAACCAUUAGGGAGCGACGGUUGCGAAAUACCUAUGAACGAACAGAGAAACAGUUCGAAUCAGCGUGCCAGUCUCUCCGUGAUCUGGACGCUGAAACGGUCCAAAAAGCUACCAACGCCUUUAAAAGGCGCCUUGGCAUCGCUUCAAGAGUCUUGCACAAGAACCAUACUCUGACUCGAAUGCUCACCUGGGGUGCACAGGCUCGUCUCGAUGAGCCAGAUCUUGAACGCGGCAAAGCCGAGUUGUACAGCGAAAUUUUGACCCGAUUGGCAACUUUGCGAGACACACAACUGGCUCUGGCUCGGUUGAUGGAUCAUGCAAUACAAACUUACGGAGUGUCGUUGAAGCCAGCAGACGAAGCACUCUCAAGGGCAGCGUCAGUCAUCGAACUUGAAGCAGCCGAGUCAAUCACCAAGGAAGAUGAUGCAUCAUCCAAGACAGCUGGUGCUAAGUUCUUAGCCGACACAGCAGCCGCAGCCCGUCUCACCGAUGAAAUACAAACUCAAAAGUCAGCGAUGCAGGGCUUAUCUGAUGAUGGCUAUGCAAGAGCACCCAAGCAAACUCCUCGAAAGAUCUUUGAAGAGAAGAGUCCUCUAGCUCAUAGCCUCUUCAGGCCGUUUAACCUCCAGUUCGAAAAUCUGGGUAGAAAAUCUGAUGGGGAGGAGGCAGCAGACAAAUUGCAGGAAGCUCACCAGCAAAAGGUGGGCGAUAGGAAGCUGGUGCAGGAAGUCCGUAACGCAUACGAAGACGUCUAUGGGCCGAUUACAGUCGAACAUAGACAGGUGUCAUUAGCCGAAGAACCUACCGACAAUCCGAAAGCUUUCGAGAUGCUGAAGGAGGAUCCUUUCAAUGUCGAAGCUACAGCUGUCCAGGAGAACCUGAGCCCUGUUGAAGCUACCGCUGCCAGCGAAGCGAUGGAAACGAAACCUAUCGUCGAGGAAGCCGUGGCACCGUCCGCGUCAUCCUUGACACACGAUACCAUUGUUGAAGAUAAUCCUACGGCAGUACCCGCAUCAGAAGUCGCGAUCAACAUUCCUCAGAUAACUUCCUCAGCGUCCGCAAGCGAUACCUCCACCGAAACUGCGACAGAUGCGACCUCGACCACAAAUCUGCCAACACACUACACUAUCCUGGUUCACGAUCCUCAGACGGACACUUUGAGCAUCACGACAUCAUCAAGCGCACCUCCGCGUGACACCUCGCCGGCUCUACCAAUACACGAAGCGCUGUCUACACUAAAGGCACCCGCCAAAUUUGUCGCAUACAUCACCCCUGGCCUCGAAGUCGUCACUGCCAAGCGACACAUGCUUGUUCUCCGCAACGCCCUUGACGAGACAUCUUCGACACGAGGCUUCGAGACCAUUGGUGCCCCACCGUCUGCAGACACAACUACGGAGACUUUCUACAAUCAGGUUAAUCCCAUCGAUGGAACUUCUCGACUCAGUCCAACGGGCUACAGCGGCGUUGAACAGAGUCGUGAACAGCUCGAGAAGGACUUUGAGGAAAGGAGACAGGCGGCUGUUGCUACGGAGGCGGCGAGGAGUAAGAAGAGUAAGCAGCAGGCCAGGGACAAGGAGGUCCCACCAAGAAGAAGAGGGGCUGUAGGCGGUGUGAUCAAGACUGCAAUCUGGGCAAGUGCCGUUUGCUAUAUUGUGGGUGUUUCUGCGGAGUUGCUUCGAUGAUCAGUUCAUCUGACUUGUUUUUGGCGCCUUUGCAUGCAGCGUUUUGGGAUGGCGUUUGGAGAUGCACCACACUCACGGGCCUCGACGUAUUGCUUGAUAAUCUACAUCAUUUCUAUCAGCCGUAAGCCACUGGGCAAACAAUGCUCACCACCAACGUUCACAUCAAUGUGGGGCUAGUUGGAGGCCCCACUGGUCUGGGUGAGGCUGACAGCGGGCUACCAGAAAUAUUCUCACC